Molecule: messenger RNA, 1530 nt
Organism: Colletotrichum spaethianum
Lineage: Eukaryota; Fungi; Ascomycota; Sordariomycetes; Glomerellales; Glomerellaceae
Exons: 2
Coding region: 1-1530 (509 amino acids)
Source: RefSeq, a predicted model, not a curated record
AUGGCUUCGAGUACAGUACCCAUUGCUUUGCCAGCCACCACCACUGGCGCGGGUGUCGGACAGCAACCGCCUCCACAAGGAGCAGCACCGCAGCAACCUCCAGUCCAGCGGCUCAUUGAUCCAGCUCAAGGCGCUUUCAUCGGUGGUGAUCCAACAACAAAUAUUGAUGUACCUGUGACGUUCCUUUUCUUGCUGCUCUUUGCGGCUGGUGCGUAUACGCACAUCAGGAUCUACCGCGCCAAUGCCAAGCGAGGGCACAAAUUUUUGCUCUCGGAUCUCAUGUUCGACUUCUGCAUGGUGAGAAGCGUCACAUGCAUCAUGCGCAUUGUUUGGGCGUUCGAAAAGGAUCGAGUUGUCAUCCUCAUCGCCCUCAUUGUUCAAUUCGGAGGAAUUAUCCGGUCAAUUCACCCGAAUUUCGGAUGGCACCCAGCAGUCAGAGUCUUCACCCUCUUUUUCUUGUUCUCAGUUCCGGCCGUCAUUGUCCUAAACAGUACUUCUAUUGGCGUCUCAUUCUAUAAGAUUGAGGAUCAAGAUCGCGUUGACACAGCUCUCAACCUCCUCAAAGCUGGCAUAUCCUGGAUUAUGCUACUUGCGGCGUUACCCGUCAUCGCUGUUGUCUCAGCAUCAAUCAUCCCUGGUCCCAGGCCUGAAAGGUUUGGCCAAGGCGACACUCAUCAGAAGAUCGCUGUGCUCCUGGUUGGCGCUACUCUGUUGAUUGCCGGGCAUGCCGUGCGACUUGCAGCAACGGUUCUGGGCGACCCACCAACAACGACAAACGUAAUAUACAGCAAAGAAUUAUUCUACACCAGUGGCUUCAUGUUGGAAAUAUUCGUUGUGGUCUUCUACGCGGUAGUGCGUGUCGACUUACUAUUUCAUGUCCCCAACGGAUCGAAGGGACCAGGCGACUACUCGAGGAAGCCGAAGCCUGGUGAAGAAGAUUACGAAGCCGCACUCCUUACUAAAGAAGAGAUUGAGGAUGAACUCAUCGGGCUUGGUCACCCUUACGAGAUUGUCGACUCUUCUGGUCUCGGUAGAGACGGUUCUGGACGCACUAUUGUCGCCUUCAGCACGAGGCGCAUGAACGGCGAGAAACCAGUUGUGCUACCGCCACGACCAGAAGCAUACAGCCGUGUCAUGUCUAUCCGGGGAUCUGUCAGGUCCAUGCGUGGCUCUCUGAGAUCUGCCCGUGGUGGCCUGUCGCGAAUGAUGUCCACGCGGAUGACAUCGGUUCCUUACCUGAACGAAGUUGAAGUUGGCCACCCUGAGAUCAGAGAGAAUCCAUUCGGAACACCUCCAGUCAGCCAAUAUGGUGUGGCACAGCCAUUGUUUAUCCAAUCGAGGUUCAGUAGAUAUACGGACCCCGAGGAUGAAACGACACAGCUGCGGCCUGAAAGCCAAGCAACUUCUGGUGAGAUUCCACUGAGUUUGGAUCGGGAAGGUCUUGGGCCUUACGAAGGAAGACCAUUGGCACGUCGUUCGUCAGUACAAAAGUUUACGAUCCUCGAAAGAGAAGGGGGUCCUUUGAAAUAG